Messenger RNA from Sclerotinia sclerotiorum 1980 UF-70, 375 nucleotides. RefSeq lists its product with no specific name. NCBI's taxonomy places the organism in Eukaryota, Fungi, Ascomycota, Leotiomycetes, Helotiales, Sclerotiniaceae. The coding region runs from base 1 to 375 and encodes 124 amino acids. The record is from RefSeq and is a predicted model, not a curated record. The transcript has 2 exons.
AUGGGAGGCAAACCACGCAAUUUCGGAGUGAGGGAGCAUCGUCCCUCACCAUUGAAACAAGAGGUCUCGCAAAGACCCAUAUCGAUGCAAUCUAGUAGCAUGGGUUUGGUGAGAGAUCCAAUGUUCUGGAAAAGGUUCUCGACGGCGGUACAUAUGUCGGAGGUGGAUUUAAAGGAGUUGGAAAGUGGGUAUGCUAGUGAGAGUGUGGGGAGGAGGAAGGAUCCUUAUGGCGGAGGUGAAGAUUGGCUAGAUCAGCAGUAUAAGGAGAAACGUCGAUGUCGCUUCAUCUGUAUUGGAGUCACAUUCUUGGUGGCUAUUAUCGUGGCUGCUGCCGUGGUCGUGGUGCUGUAUUUCACCGGGAGAAUACACUUUUAG